UCAGUGGUUCCACUUUGGCGACUCGUCGCCAUUACUAUUUGCUCGUCCUUACGGGGGUAUUCUUUGGACGAUUAAAAAAAUAAACGCGACAAUUUGCCCGUUCUCCAUUCACUGGAGAGCGGCUAACAACUUUUCUUUGGACUCGGUGCUCCCUUGCGAGGGAAACGCUCGGGUUUCUCGGGGUGUCGGCCCCGAAGCGUGAGCGCUCCUUUACUCCGUCGCCACCGCCUCGGUUCUUCCUGCACUGAGACGCCUGAUCCGUCUCUUUUUUUUCUCGGUUUGUUUUGCUCUCAAGAUGUCGCCGUAAUGGAGUCUCCGCGUGUGACAGAAAUGAGCCAGGGCCUUAGCCGCCUGACCCGCACUCGCAGCAGCCCGUUAUCCUCCCCCCGUUCCCCGUUUAAUGUUAGAGAGCUCGGACGCUCUCUGCCCGGAGUCCGGCCUCGUGCAUCCGCAAAGCAGCAGCGCCAACAUGGAGAAAACACCCAGCAGCAACGCCAGCAACAAGGGACCGCCUCGCUCUGGUUCGACCGGCCCAACUCCUGGCGAGUCUAAACCUAAAGCAGAUGCUAAAAAUGGUGGUGGGCCCAAGCGCUAUAACCGCAAGCGCGAGCCCGCCUUCCCCAAGAGUGACAAUUUCCUCGGCCCACGGCGCCCCAAUCCACAGAAAAGCAAGAAUUUCGACAAGAGACCCCCUCAGAGAGGAGGAGGGGGUAAUGGGAAGCAGUACAGCGGCACAGGUGGUGGUAGAAGAGAAGAGGUAGCAGAGGCUCGCCGGGCCGAGUUCAGCCCGGCUCAGUUUGCAGGACCCAAGAAGAUCAGUCUCAAUCACCUGCUCAACUUCACCUUUGAGCCGCGGGGCCUUGGAGGUGCUGCCGGUGGAGACGGCCACACCAGCUGGGGGCGCCGCAACAAGUGGGGCCACAAGCACAAGCCCUUCAAUAAGGAGCUCUUUCUGCAAGCCAACUGCCAGUUUGUGGUCUCUGAAGAUCAGGACUACAGCACACACUUCACUGACCCGGACACGCUGGUCAGCUGGGACUGUGUGCAGCAGGUGCGCAUCUACAGCCAUGAGGUGCCCUCAUGCCCCAUCUGCCUGUACCCGCCGUUGGCUGCCCACAUCACCCGCUGUGGCCACAUCUUCUGCUGGUCCUGCAUGCUGCACUACCUCUCCCUGAGCGACAAGAGCUGGUCCAAGUGCCCCAUCUGCUAUGAGGCCGUGCACGGCGGCGACCUCAAGAGUGUGGUUGCCAUGGAGACCCGGCAGUACCUGGUGGGUGACCUCAUCACCAUGCAGCUCAUGCGACGAGAGAAGGGUGCUUUGGUUGCACUGCCCAGCUCCCAGUGGGUGAAGCUGGAGGAGCCCAUUAAGCUGGGGGACGCACCGCUCAGCCCCUAUUCUAAGCUGCUGCUGGCGUCCCGCGAGCAGGUUCUGGGCUUGGUACGGGAGGAGCGGGUGGCGCUGCAGGCCCAGCUCUGCGUGGAGGACGAGCACGAGGCCCAGGCCUGCUUCAUCCAGGCCGCCCUGCAGCUGCUCCAGGAGCGUGAAGAGGCGCUGAGGAAGGCCAGCCCCCAGGAUGCCCUCAGCCUGGGCCGCCUGAGCUUGUGCAGCCCCCCCAGCCAAGAGGCAGAGCCGCCAGCCCAGCCUGGCAGUAAGAAGAACUCGUCUGUCCUGGCUGGAGAGGUGGGGCAGACUGGGGACGGUGGGGGACCCAAAGCGUCCCCCAGACUGCAAUGCCAGUCCUCGGAGGACACCCCUUCCAGCCCGAGCAAAAUGACACCCCCCCAAAACGUGGAGAAUGGGCCCUGCUACUACUUCUACCAGGCGGAAGACGGCCAGCAGCUGUUCCUGCACCCGGUGAACGUGCGCUGCCUGAUGCGCGAGUACGGCAGCCUGGAGGCCAGUCCCCAGUCCAUCACUGCUACGGUGGUGGAGAUCGAUGGCCACACCGUCACUGAGGAGGUACGCCGCCGUCAUCGCUACCUGUCCCACCUGCCACUCACCUGCGAGUUCAGCAUCUGUGAGCUGGCACUGCAGCCGCCAAUUCUGUCCAAAGAGACCCUGGACAUCUUCGCCGAUGAACUGGAGAAGCGACGGCGCAUGCGGCAGAAGAAAGCGAGGGAGGAGAAAAGGAGGGAGAGACGCAUUGAGAUGGAGGAGAACAAGAAACAGGGCAAAUACCCGGAGGUGCACAUCGGCCUUGAGAACCUGCAGCAGUUCCCGGCCUUCGGCUCGCCCUUCCAAAGUGGGGACCCUGUGCUGCCGGCCGACCUCUCCCUGGGACCGUCGGCCUCCCCCCUGAGCGGCAGCCCUGCCUCCGAUGGCGUCAUGUUUCCGUCCCUCAGUGGAUCCAGCCCGGCCCUGAGCAUCAGCAGUGUCGACGACGAUUCCCACUGCCUCUCCUUCGCUCAGAUGCUGAGAGACGGCAAAGCUCGAGCUGACCCUGGGUCCAAGACCGUCCCAAAGAAAGCAGAGACGAUGCUGGCCCCCCCAGCAGGCGACAGUGACGGGGAGAGUGACAGCUCGGACCGGGUCCCAGUGCCCAGCUUCCAGAACUCCUUCAGCCAGGCUUUCGAGGAGGCCCUCCUGCAGCUGGACCACGGCCGGGCCGGCCCGCCCGAGCACGUCCUCAUCCCUGCUGAGGAGAAGGGAGGAGGGAAGAAGAAGAAGAAGAAGCAGAAGCUCCUAUUCAGCACCUCCAUGGUCCACACCAAGUAGCCGACACUGAAGCAAACGUCUGCCACAUGCGAUCUUCCCACUCUUCUUAGCGUUUGACACAUUAAUCAGUCCCAGCCUUAAGCUCAGCUCAGUUUUGCCAAAGCAGUCAACACCCCACCCCCACCCC
Messenger RNA from Brienomyrus brachyistius, 2843 nucleotides. It is a transcript of the gene rnf10, whose product is annotated as ring finger protein 10. Gene Ontology annotation, biological process: positive regulation of myelination; positive regulation of transcription by RNA polymerase II. The transcript is spliced from 17 exons. Gene Ontology annotation, molecular function: metal ion binding; transcription cis-regulatory region binding. Lineage: Eukaryota; Metazoa; Chordata; Actinopteri; Osteoglossiformes; Mormyridae. The record is from RefSeq and is a predicted model, not a curated record. Bases 401 to 2716 code for a protein of 771 amino acids.